Molecule: messenger RNA, 2607 nt
Organism: Oreochromis aureus
Lineage: Eukaryota; Metazoa; Chordata; Actinopteri; Cichliformes; Cichlidae
Product: tripartite motif-containing protein 16-like
Exons: 1
Coding region: 83-1873 (596 amino acids)
Molecular function (GO): zinc ion binding; protein binding
Source: RefSeq, a predicted model, not a curated record
ACAUGUUGUUGAGAUCAGAGCUCAGACUAGUUUCAGUUAUAAGGAAGAGAAACUCACACAGUCACUGACACUGAGAGGAGAAAUGGCACAGAAAGGAGUUCAGCUGGACCGAGAAACCUUCUCUUGUUCCAUCUGUUUGGAUCUACUGAAGGAUCCGGUGACUAUUCCCUGUGGACACAGCUACUGCAUGAACUGCAUUAAAGAGUUCUGGCAUGAAGGGGAAGAGAAAAAGAAAAUCCACAGCUGCCCCGAAUGCCGAAAGGGUUUCAUACCGAGGCCUGUCCUGGUGAAAAAUGUCAUGUUUUCAGCUUUAGUGGAGCAGCUGAAGAAGACUGGACUCCAAGCUGCUCCAGCUGAUCACUGCUGUGCUGGACCUGAAGAUGUGGCCUGUGAUGUCUGCACUGGGAGGAAGCUGAAAGCCAUCAAGUCCUGUUUAGUCUGUCCAGCCUCUUACUGUGAGAAACACCUCCAACCUCACUAUGAUGCAGCUCCAUUAAAGAAACACAAGCUGGUGGCCCCCUCCAAGAAGCUCCAGGAGAACAUCUGCUCUCGUCAUGAGGAGGUGAUGAAGAUUUUCUGUCGUACUGAUCAGCAGAGUAUCUGUUAUCUCUGCACAAUGGAUGAACAUAAAGGCCAUGAAACAGUCCCAGCUGCAGCAGAAAGGACUGAGAAGCAGAAGGAGCUUGAGGUGAGACGACUAAACAUCCAGCAGAGAAUCCAGGAGCGAGAGAAAGAUGUGAAGCUGCUUCAACAGGAGGUGGAGGCCAUCAAUGGCUCUGCUGAUAAAGCAGUGGAGGACAGUGAGAAGAUGUUCAGUGAGCUGAUUCGUCUCAUCCAGAAAAGAAGCUCUGAUGUGAAGCAGCAGGUCAGAUCCCAGCAGGAAACUGAAGUGAGUCGAGUCAAAGAGCUUCAGGAGAAGCUGGAGCAGGAGAUCGCUGAGCUGAAGAGGAAAGACGGCGAGCUGGAGCAGCUCUCACACACAGAGGAUCACAACCAGUUUCUACACAACUACCCCUCACUGUCAGCACUCAGUGAGUCUACACACUCAUCCAGCAUCAAUAUUCGUCCUCUGAGCUACUUUGAGGAUGUGACAGCAGCUGUGUCAGAGACCAGAGAUAAACUACAGGACAUUCUGAGAGAGGAAUGGACAAACAUCUCACUGACAGUCACUGAAGUGGAUGUUUUACUGUCACCACCAGAGCCAAAGACCAGAGCUGGAUUCUUAAAAUAUUCACAUGAAAUCACACUGGAUCCAAACACAGCAAACACACAUCUGUUAUUAUCUGAGGGGAACAGAAAAGUAACAUUUAUGGAACAACAACAGUCUUAUUCUGAUCAUCCAGACAGAUUCACUGUAUACUGUCAGAUCCUGAGUAGAGAGAGUCUGACUGGAUGUUGUUACUGGGAGGUGGAGUGGAGAGGGGAAGCAGCUGGUGUAGCAGUCGCAUACAAGAAUAUCAGCAGAACAGGGAGCUUCAAUGAAUCUGUAUUUGGAAACAAUGACAAAUCUUGGGCACUAUAUUGUGACACAAUCAGUUUUCAAUUUUGGCACAACAAUGUCCAAACUGUCCUCUCAGGUCCUCGGUCCUCCAGAGUAGGAGUGUACCUGGAUCACAGAGCAGGUAUUCUGUCUUUCUACAGCGUCUCUGAAACCAUGACUCUCCUCCACAGAGUCCAGACCACAUUCACUCAGCCGCUCUAUGCUGGACUUUGUCUUUCAUUUUCUGAUGGAGUUACUGCAGAGUUGAUUAACCCUCUGGGGUCCACCGAUUUAAGACGGCACAGCAACAAGAUGCAGCGGCCAGAGUCUCCGUUUCAACGUGUGUCGAAAGCCCAGACUUCAAAGUAUAUACCAGUUUUUAAAUCGUGUUGAUUGGCCAUGUAAAACCAGAGUUAAUUACGAUCAAAAAUAAAUGCAAUGUUUUUUCUGAAUAAAACAGUGGUGUUUACUGCGGGAAGAAACAGUAAAAACUGUGUUUUCUACGGACAUCGCUAGCAAACACUCUCCACUUGCGAGCAAAAAAGAAAUAACACCCCUUCUCUAUUGGUGUUGAAGUGUACCAUGUCAACCAAUCAAAAAAUUAUAUCGCAACAUGUGGCAUUUGGUUGUUUAGGUAGAGGGGGAAGAUUUAGGAGAGAGAGCAAGUUUUCGCAUGUGAGACUUUUAGCAUGUUUGGAGUCUAUAGUUAGUGUGUAGUGUAGACAUUGUUUUGUUUUGUUUUGUGUGUCAGUUAUACUGCUGAAUGUCACAGUUGGUGCAAAAAGGCAACCAAAGACAGACUGCAAUGUGAAUCCUGUCUCCAGCUAGAAAACGGGAGGAGUGAUACAUCUCUUGCUGUCAGACCUGCAGAGUUUAGGCCUGUGGUGUUCUCCUCUGUCUUAUAAUGGACAGUAACUUUUUUUUUGGAGUGGCACAAAAAAUGUCUGUGCCUUCUUAUUUGAUGUAGAACACCUAUUUGUCGUGUUAAUAGUUAUGGUUAUAUAAAAAACACCUGAGGCCUUGGCUGCAUUUUUAGCUAAAUAGUACCAUAUAACUUUGUUGUUUGCAAAACCUGUGCAUAAUUUUUCAAAAUGCACAAUUUCUAUUUGCAUUUCAGUGAAAUUGAU